UUAAUAUUCAUUUAUUUAUGCAAAUUUUCAAUAAGUGAACUGUUGAUCAUAAAGUUAAUUUGAAUCAGUAUUUCAAAUUCACCAUUCCAAAUGUGUAUGUAUUUUCUAGUGAAUGAACUGUUCGGUAUUUCAAAAUUUCUAAAACAAGAUUACAAGCACGACUGAAGAAAACAAUUAUUUAAAAUUAGUUGAAGAUGGCGUUAAUUUUAAAGAAAAUUUUCACAAAUUAUCAUUACACAUUUGAAGAAUUAGCAGAUAAAAGGGUGAUAGAAUUAGACCUGUUUUUAAUGUCAUCUCCAAUCAAGCCUGUCCUAUUAAUAGCUGCGUACUUCUAUUUUAUAUAUAACUUAGGACCUAGAUUGAUGAAAGAUCGGAAGCCAUUUGAACUAAAAUGGGUUUUAAGGAUAUUUAAUCUUUUCCAAAUUUUAUCAAAUACAUUUAUUGUAGCAAGGGCUUCUCAUGUAAUAUGGAACCACAUGAAUUGGAGUUGUGAAAAAAUAGAUUACUCAAAUAAUCCCCACGCUGUGUGGCUACUAAAAACGUAUCACCUAUUUUUCUUAACUAAAGCUAUGGAUAUGUUGGACACUGUGUUUUUCGUUUUGAGAAAAAGAUACCAUCAAGUAACGUUUUUGCAUGUAUACCAUCAUUUCGGAAUGUUAGUUUUGAUGUGGAUGACGGUAAAAUUUUUUGGCGGCGGCUACGGGACAUGGGUGGGCCUUAUCAAUGGUUCGGUUCAUGCAAUAAUGUACGUUUACUACUUCUUGUCAUCGUUGGAUGAAAAAUGGAAGCGAAGUAUAUGGUUUAAAAAGUUAAUUACUCAAAUUCAAAUGGUUCAAUUUUUGACAUUCUCACUUAUCUAUGGACGACUAUUGUUCAAUGAUUGCGAGUAUCCCAAGCUUCUAAGUUAUUUCUUUGUACCUCAAAACUUCUUUAUGCUGCUACUCUUUUCCAAUUUCUACGAAAAGGCUUACGUGGAGAAAAAAAGAGGAUAAAAACUUUUCCAGAAUCAAAGAGAUUGUGAAUCUUAUCUGCCAGACAUCUAGAACACUUACUUUUCUGCAAUCGUACAAAACACAUUAUUUUUCCAUGUUUUUUUUUAAUAAUUGUAUUAUAUAUUAUACUCUAAUAAAUUUUUUUAUAUUUUCCCUUUUAAA
This is a messenger RNA of Psylliodes chrysocephalus, 1154 nucleotides long. NCBI's taxonomy places the organism in Eukaryota, Metazoa, Arthropoda, Insecta, Coleoptera, Chrysomelidae. The record is from the annotation of a GenBank genome assembly.